Molecule: messenger RNA, 1509 nt
Organism: Camellia sinensis
Lineage: Eukaryota; Viridiplantae; Streptophyta; Magnoliopsida; Ericales; Theaceae
Biological process (GO): lipid homeostasis
Cellular component (GO): endoplasmic reticulum; membrane
Source: RefSeq, a predicted model, not a curated record
ACAGAAUCCUCAUAAUUCCAAAAGGGGGCACCUCCUCCCUUCCUUUUCCUUCCUGCCUUUCUUCCUCAUCCUCUCUCUCCCUCUCUCUCUCUCUCUCUAAGCAGUCCAAGUCCGAUUUCUCAGGUUGCUUCGUUGCCCUGUCCAAUUCUCGAAUCUUCUGAAGAUUAUUUUAUUCACAAGUUUGUUCAUCAUCUCUGUUUGGGCUCUCUGUGGAAACUCCAAAUCCUCGCUAAAACCCGUUACCAUCUACGGUCUUCUGAUUUUCUCCUUCUUCCAUAGUUCUUCAACAAAAGGAUAUAGUUUUGAGAAAUCAGCAUGAUGGGUUUGGUCUUUCCAUCUGGUUUGAUGACAAGUACUGGCUAUGUUGGUCCAGACAAAGAAUUUGAUUGGUUGUUGUCUGCCUUUGCUGGCAUUGUUAUGUGCAAAAUUGUUUAUGAAUUAACAGGUGUGGUUAGUCUGUUGUUCUUCAAGGGGUAUGCCAAGCUCAACGAUGCAGAAAAACUUGAAUGGAACAACAGGGGUUUCUCUACAUUCCAUGCUCUUGUUGUGGCAGUGGCUUCUGUCUAUCUCUUGCUAUUUUCAGAUCUUUUUGAUGAGAAUUAUGAUAACAAGUUAAUUGUCCACAGAAGUUCUACUUUAUCAGACACCAUAUUGGGGAUAUCCAUUGGUUAUUUUCUGUCAGACUUGGCGAUGAUUCUUUGGAAUUAUCCAGCUUUAGGUGGUAUGGUGUAUGUCUUGCACCAUGGACUAUCAAUGUUCUCAAUCUUCCUCUCCCUUGUACAUGGUCAAGGACAGUUUUACAUACUAAUGGUUCUCUUUACCGAGAGCACAACUCCCUUUGUUAAUUUAAGAUGGUACUUGGAUGUCGCUGGUCAGAAGAAUUCUAAACUUUACGUCUGCAACGGUGUUGCCUUAUUUUUUGGGUGGUUGGUUGCAAGGAUUCUUCUGUUCAUCUUCUGCUUUUACCAUUUGCUUACCCAUUUUGAUCAGGUCAAGCAAAUGAUGCCCUUGGCUUUCUACACCUUGCUUGCAGUGCCUCCGGUGUUGGCAGCGAUGAAUUUGUUUUGGUUUUGGAAAAUUGCCAAAGGUAUGAUCAAAACUCUCUCUAAGGCGAGACACAGUCACAGUCAGUGAUUGACCAUGGUCCUUGUGAUUCUUCUGUACAUGCACAUCACUUCAGUUGGCUUUAUUGAAGGAGCUACAUGAAUUUCACCCAGUGUACAUCUUGUAGUUGUAUAUUUCUCUUUUAUUGGUUUUCUGGGUCUUCAUCUGGUUACAAGAACACCAACAAAUUGUUGUGAAUUGAAUAGCAAAUGGUCAAUGAAAGAAAUGCAUGGACAUUGAAGUUCUCUCACUAUCUGGAUUUCUAUCUUUUCUUGUGGAUCAGGAUUUUUCUGUCAUUCUUUUCUUUGCAGUGAUCUUGUUGUAGUGAUUUAAUGGUCCAAGUUUGAAGCUGAAGUAAAAACUCAUCGUUUGGAGUUUAAAAUAAAAAAUGGUUUUCUAUUGUCA